Molecule: messenger RNA, 1162 nt
Organism: Sphaeroforma arctica JP610
Lineage: Eukaryota; Ichthyosporea; Ichthyophonida
Exons: 5
Biological process (GO): regulation of DNA-templated transcription
Cellular component (GO): cytoplasm; Ino80 complex
Source: RefSeq, a predicted model, not a curated record
CUCGCAGGCUCUAGUAGCGCCUCAACUCUCAGCAGUCUCACACGCAAUCAAUGCUUUAUAAAUGAAUAUCUCUAUAGUGUACAGACCACAGACCGAAGACUUCAGUAGUACAUACGUGUGAUGAAGCUAAGCAGUGCACGCUGCGGUAUUGCCAGAUAGUAUCAAGCUCACAGUGGGCGCUGACCGGAAACCUUUCGUGUAUUACGUACGAAUAUGAAUCUUGGGCUCUGAGUGUUGUGCAACGCUCAAGGUGUUUUAUAUCGCCUAUAUCUCUGUUUACUGUUUACCAAAAUAUUAUCAGGAUCGGAACAUUCUUCCCUUUGUUUGAACAGUAUAUACUAAUAUAAUGGCAGAGCGGUCCCAAGAUGAGGCCACGGAGUCGUCACCCUCUGAAGUGGAGAUUGUAAUUGGGGACGAGGAGGCUGCACCCAUUAAGUACAACAAAAGAGGAAUGCGUGUAUGGGGUUUGUCAUAUAUUGAUAUACUCGCUAAGCCUGAUCCGGUACAGGCAUACGAUGCCGACGAAAGGAAGGGAGUUCCUUUAGUCAUUGACAUAGGCGCUUACACCAUAAAGGCCGGAUGGGCGGACAAACCCGAACCUUCGCUAGUGUUCAGGAGUAGAGUAGCACGAGCGAGGAAAGGCUUCGGCGAAACUGUGGGCAUGAUGGUAGGCAAUGACAUUUCCAACAGAGAGUCGUUGCGAGCUCAGUACCGCAACUAUAUGGAGGCGGGUGUGGUCACCAAUUUCAUCACACAGGAAGAGAUAUUCGAUCACAUCUUCAGCCGUCUGGGGAUCAACACGCCUUCUAUCGACCAUCCCGUGGUUUUGACCGAACGGGUCUGUGCGCCUAUCUUCACGCGUGCGCGCUUCUUUGAGAUGCUAUACAUGGCGUAUGGCGUCCCUCGGAUUGGCCUCGGCGUUGGCUGUCUCGUCAGCAACUACCUUCAGACCACUACAAGGCCAAGUGCCAAUGGUAGUGACGAUAAAUACGCAAUAGUGAUACAAAUCGGCCACUCAGCCACACACAUUGUCCCACUUAUCAACGGACGAAUGGACUCGCAGAACUGCAAACGGGUCAACAUUGGAGCAGCCUCAACGGCGCACUACUUGCACAACCUGCUCAGGCUCAAAUAUCCCCAACACGCAGGUAGGAUACACGUG